CAUCGUCACAUGACCAGCUUUUAUGUUGCGUCUCAUCUUGUUUUCGUCACGUGAUAAAGGUUCGUUGACGAUGAUAUUUAGUCAUAAUUUUCGUUAAAAGGUUUAUGUGCAUGCUCCAAGUCUUAUUUGCUGCUUUAAGUGCAUCUCUGUGGCAGAAUUACAGCGCCACAUACUGGUCUGGCAUGUAUACUACAUCAUCUUGAGUUGUUUCAGUGGUUUUGUGUGGACGCAGAUUUUUUUUGAGUCGAGGAAAAAAAAAAGAUCGGUUAGGGUAAGCUCCGGCUUCGUGUGGACAGACGUGCUGCGCCGCAACAGCUAAAAGCUGUCUACACUAAACGCAACAAAUCGACCAGUGUAAAGCACUUGGACUACUUCAUAAAUAUAACGGGGAAUACGUUUACUGACGGGAAUGUGACGCGCCACGCCAUACUGCAUCCAGUGUAGACAAUAUCAUUAUAAUGGGCCACACCGGCUUUGCAUUCACAAAACUAGUGCAGAGAUGUGCUUUACUGAAUGCGGUCCCUUUAAGAAACGUGACACCGUGCGCACUGAGGAUGCGCCGAAGACAGAAGCAUGCGAGACCCUCUAUAGUUUGGUUACCUUCUCUCUCUCUCUUUCUCUCUCUUUGUCGUUUCCUUUGAUGCUAUUAUGAAUGUAACUGUAAGUGUAUGUUAUAAUGUUUUUAUUAAUUCAAUAGAAAGAGAGACAGAGAAGCGUGAGAGACGAGACGAGUGCUGAAACUCACCGUUUGAAGCUAAAAUCGACGCUGUUAACAAUCGCGAAUGAAGGACAAAUGUGGAAUAUUUUCUUCGGAAAUGUUUUCAUUCUGCAGGUCAGAGAUGUUCCCUUUUUAAGAUCUGGUCCUGUGGGCGUCAGUAUCACACAGUGAUCACAGUUCACACCUGCAGUGAAGCUCCUCCCACAACAAUUCACCAAUAAAUACUGGGAAUAUUCAUAUCAUCCUACAAGAGAAGGACAAACUCCAGGUGUAGCAGCUGAAAUCUGUGUGACUGUUAAAGAUGGAGUUUAUUAAAGAGGAGAUUGAAGACAUGAGUGAUCCAGAACCAUCCAGAAUAAAACAUGAAGAUACUGAGGAACAAAUAGAUCAGACGGAAGUGAAAGAAGUGAAAAAGGAAGUGAAAGAGCAAAGCAAAGAACUGGAGGAAAUUAAGGAGAAACAUCAUUACUUAAGAAUUCAAGGAACAAAAGCCAAAAAGCUGCACACCUGCACUCAGUGUGGAAAGAGUUUCACACUAAAAGGAAACCUUAAAACACACAUAAGAAUUCACACUGGAGAAAAACCGUUUACAUGCACUCAGUGUGGAAAGAGUUUUUCUGACGCAUCUAGUCUCAGUUAUCAUCUGCUCCGUUACUCUGGAGAAAAACCAUUUAACUGUGAUCAGUGUGGUAAAGAUUUUAAUGCAUUAUCACGUCUAAAAAAACACCUGAAAGUUCAUUCAGAUGACAGGCCUUAUGUGUGUUCUUUCUGUGGAAAGACUUUUUCACGAUCAGACAGUUUUAAACGGCACCAGAAAAGACAUAAUGAAGUGAGAGAUCAUGUGUGUUGUGACUGUGGGAAGAGCUUUACUGCAUCUGGUGAUCUGAAACAGCACCAAAGAAUUCAUACUGGGGAAAGACCUUACAAGUGCUCAUAUUGUGACAAGAGUUUCAGUUGGUUGGUAUCACUGAAAUCACACAAGCGACUUCAUACUGGAGAGAAGCCGUACCACUGUACUCAGUGUGGGAAGAGUUUCAAAGAUGCAGCAGGUUUAACAAUUCAUCUGUUUAUUCAUUCUGGAGAAAAGCCAUUUAACUGUGAUCAGUGUGGUAAAGGAUUUAAUUCAUCAUCACAUCUAAACCGACACCUGAAAAUUAAUUCAGUUGAGAGGUCUUAUGUGUGUUCUUUCUGUGGAAAGAGUUUUUCACGACUUAGCUGUUUUAAACAUCACAAGAAAACACAUAGCUAACUGACAGUUCAUAUGUGCUUCGACUGUGGGAAGAGCUUUACUACAUUUAGUCAUCUGAAACGACACCAAAGAAUUCAUACUGGAGAAAAACCUUACAAGUGCUCAUAUUGUGACAAGAGUUUUGCUCCGUCUGGAAACCUGAAAUCACAUGAGCGAGUUCAUACUGGAGAGAAGCCGUAUUACUGUACUGAGUGUGAGAAGAGUUUCAACACAUUCAAUAGCCUUCUCAGGCACACAAAGAAAUAUCAUAAGUUGUUGCAGUGAGCAACAUUUAAUUUUUAUGUCAAAUAUAGUAAAGUAAAUGUAGUGAGAUGAACAAAAUAUAGAGUUGCUCCCAAAAGCACAAUAUCAUCUAGUGCAACUUUGUUUGU
Megalobrama amblycephala (Wuchang bream) is the source of this 2338-nucleotide messenger RNA. RefSeq names its product gastrula zinc finger protein XlCGF17.1-like. Gene Ontology annotation, molecular function: DNA-binding transcription activator activity, RNA polymerase II-specific; RNA polymerase II cis-regulatory region sequence-specific DNA binding. The transcript has 4 exons. Gene Ontology annotation, biological process: regulation of transcription by RNA polymerase II. NCBI's taxonomy places the organism in Eukaryota, Metazoa, Chordata, Actinopteri, Cypriniformes, Xenocyprididae. Bases 1020 to 1967 code for a protein of 315 amino acids. The record is from RefSeq and is a predicted model, not a curated record. Gene Ontology annotation, cellular component: nucleus.